Molecule: messenger RNA, 867 nt
Organism: Rubroshorea leprosula
Lineage: Eukaryota; Viridiplantae; Streptophyta; Magnoliopsida; Malvales; Dipterocarpaceae
Source: the annotation of a GenBank genome assembly
CUCACAACCUGUUUUCACUAUGUCCAAUAUCAAAACUUUUGUCCCUGAGACACUGAUACAUGAAAAUUAUGCUAUUUGGAAAGAAUUGAUGAUUCCUAUCUUUGAGAGCAAGGGAGUGUAUAGUAGAGGAUUUAAUCGUGAAUCAAACCAUGGUGGUCAUGGCUUUCGUCGUGGCAGAAGCAAUGGUCGUGGCUCUUUCAGCAAUGGUGGUCAAAGUUCUUAUGGUGCAAAAGGAUCUUCAUCGAAUUUUGGAAAUUCUUCUGGUUUACUUGGUAAUCCUGGACGUGGAUCUUUUUUUGGUGGUGGGAAUUCUCUCAUUAGUGCAUCCACUAGUCAGCAUCCCUUAAAUUGGCAACCUUUUGGACAUGGAAUUUCUCUACUACCAUUGUUACCCACUCCACAUAUGCCACAAGGUUUGAUUUUUCAAUUAUGUGGUCAAGCCACUCAUGAAGCUUGUGAAUGCCCUUUGUUGAAUGGGACAAAUCUUGCCUCUACAUCACAGAAUUCUCCAACAACUUUCACUACCACAGCAUUUCCCACAAACCCAGAUAGUGCUUGGCACUUUGACUUCAGUGCAAAUACUCAUGUUUCUAGCACAACUGGUACUCUCUUAACUUCCUCACCUUAUUCUAGUUCUGAUGUCAUUCAAGUUGGUAAUGGUCAUUUAUUGCUUGUUACUCAUGUUGGUCAUUUUGUUUUUUUCUAAGUCUGGUCAUUCUUUUCAACUGAAUAAUGUUCUUGUUUCCUCAUCUCUUUGUAAAAAUUUAAGUUCAGUUUGUCAGUUUACAAAAGAUAAUAAUUGUAGUAUUGACUUUAACUCUUUUGGUUUCUUUAUCAAGGACAUCCAAAUAAAGACUAUCCUACUUC